Messenger RNA from Anguilla rostrata (American eel), 2128 nucleotides. RefSeq lists its product as uncharacterized. The record is from RefSeq and is a predicted model, not a curated record. Bases 310 to 1599 code for a protein of 429 amino acids. NCBI's taxonomy places the organism in Eukaryota, Metazoa, Chordata, Actinopteri, Anguilliformes, Anguillidae. The transcript has 2 exons.
AGUUUAAUUCAGCACCGAAACCAUUAUGGAAAACCUACUUUGUGAUGCAGGACCAGCUUUACUUUCCCCGCUCCUCCUACUUCUGACUAUUUUGGCAUACAGUCAUAUUUAUCUUCUGAUAAAUCGAGCUGAUGUUAGGCGCCACCGUAUGAACAUACUAGCGAUAUGGGUUUCAGGUUCUAAAUGUAAACAGAGAGGUUGAAAUUAUUCCUACGGUCAUCUCGUCGCCACACUCCAAUACACUAGGCGGCGUUCAAUCUAACCAAAGUUUACAUUUCAAACCCCGUAUAAGAACAAGAAAGCUCAACAAUGGCGGACGACACAGAUGAAUGUGAAGCGCUGCUUGUUCACAUGUAUCUGUGUUUACAGUCAGUGCUGGAUUCAUACAAGAAGAGGCAAGCUAUCCGCGCAAAGAGGAUCGAGGAGGCAAACCGACCGCCAGCGGUGCUCAGAAAUUCAAAUAGGAAAUAUGUAUCUGUCUUGCGCCGUGGUCUCCAAAGGAGAAAUAUGAGUGUGCUCAUGGCGAACUUUCAGCGGAGAAGAAAAGUCGCGCUGUGGAAGCACCUGAGAUCCUCGGAAUGGUGGGACAACGUCGCGUGCAGCUUCACCGAUUCCCAGUGGCAGAGAAGCUUCCGGGUCUCCAGAGACACGUUCCGCUACCUCUGCGCGAAGGUGAAGCCAGCGAUCGAGCGCAAGGACACGGUGCUGCGGCUGUGCGUGCCCUUGGAGAAGAGGGUGGGCAUUGCCCUCUGGAAGCUGGCCACCGGUUCCGAUUACCGAACCGUGGGGCACCUCUUCGGGGUCGGCGUCACCACGGUCUGCAGGUGCCUGCACGAGUUCUGCCAGGCGGUUAACCGGAUAGUCCUGCCCGAGGUCUUGCCCGAGCUCAAGCCCGAGGAGCUGGAGGACAUGGCCGCCCUCUUCGAGCGGGAGUGGGGCGUGCCACAGUGCGUCGGGGUCGUCGACAGCUCCCACGUCCCGAUCAUAGCGCCGAAGGAGCUCCACCGCGACUACUGCAACUCCAGAGACCUGCACUCCGUCGUCCUGCAGGCGGCGGUCGACGCCCGAGGGCUGUUUUGGAACGUGUGCGCGGGGUUCCCCGGCGGCGCCAGCGACGCCGACGUGCUCCGGCGGUCGAGCCUGUGGACCCUGGCCCGCCGCAGCGCCCUCUUCUCCAGCCGCACGAGGAGCAUUUGCGGCGAGGACGUGGGGUACUACGUGAUCGCGGACUCCGCCUAUCCUCUGCAGAGCUGGCUCAUGAGACCGUUCGAGGACACGGGGGCCCUCAGCGACCGGCAGAAGCGCUUCAACUCCAGGAUCGGUCGGGCGGGAUCGGUUGCGGAGAACGCGUUUGGGCGGUUGAAGGGGAGGUGGCGCUGCCUGACGAAGAGGAACGAUUGCAACGUGGACGUGAUCCGGGCCAUGGUUGUGACCUGCUGCGUGCUUCACAACCUCUGCGAAAGGAACGGAGAGGCCUUCGCAGGGGAGCCGGACGGCCCGGAAACGCAACAGCCCGCGCACGCUGUUUCACCCGCGGACGAUCCUGAGGGGGCUGCAGUCCGUAACGCACUCGUGCAGUACUUCAGUUUGGAGCGGUGAAGACUACACCAGUCAAAUCAACUGCAUGAGCUAGUGCCUAGUGCAGUGGUAACCAGUCCUGUUCCUGGAGAUCUACCACUUCGUAGGUUUUUCACUCUAAUCCUGACAAUGCUCACGUCAUUCAGACGUUAGAGAUCUUUGUUGAGCUGCUAAUUAGUAAAUUCAAGUGUGCCAAAUUAGGGCUGCAAUGAAAACCUACAGGAUGGUGGAUCUCCAGGAACAGGGUUGGUUACGACUGCCCCAGUGCAUGGAUACUCAAAUCUGGACCUCAAAUCCAAUUUGGCCCUGGUUUAGUUUUCCCCCAGGUAACUAACUGAACAAUUAGUGCUACUGGUUGGCCAGACUGUCUUCAUACCUGAUUCCCAGGUAUAGGGAGAGUGGAAAACCAGCAGUUCUUGGACCUUGAGGGCCAUAAUUAGAGUAACAGGACCCUAGUGGCUUUUAAUUCUCACGUAUUUGGUCGUCCUUCACCAUGCAGCUUAGAAUGCUGGGGUGGUAAUGUGGUCAGAAUAAAAAAAUAAAAUACUAA